This is a messenger RNA of Lontra canadensis (Northern American river otter), 3874 nucleotides long. RefSeq names its product IKAROS family zinc finger 1 (gene IKZF1). The record is from RefSeq and is a predicted model, not a curated record. Bases 350 to 1966 code for a protein of 538 amino acids. Gene Ontology annotation, biological process: regulation of transcription by RNA polymerase II. Lineage: Eukaryota; Metazoa; Chordata; Mammalia; Carnivora; Mustelidae. Gene Ontology annotation, molecular function: RNA polymerase II cis-regulatory region sequence-specific DNA binding; DNA-binding transcription factor activity. The transcript has 9 exons.
CGGAGCCGGCGGGGGGUGGGGAGGGUGGCGGAGAAAUGGGGAACAAUGCGAGUGAGCAACUUCAGGAAGUCAUUGUGAAAGAAAGCUGGGAAGAGCUCGGCGGCCAAGUUAGCAGGGCAUUCUAACAAGUGCAUGCGCGGCCCGCGCCCGGGGCGGCGACUGCGGCGACAGUCCCUGGGUCCCCGCGGAGCGCCGCCGAGCCCGGGCGGGACCUUGGAGGUGGCGAGGCGGCCGGCCCGGGCGAGCCCGGCAGGGCAGAGGGAGCCCCGACCCCGAGGUUGCUCUCCGCGCCUGAGGAUCAGUCUUGGCCCCCAAAGUGCGACGCACACAUCCACAUAACCCGAGGACAAUGGACGCUGAUGAGGGUCAAGACAUGUCCCGAGUUUCAGGGAAGGAAAGCCCGCCAGUGAGUGACACUCCCGAUGAUGGGGACGAGCCCAUGCCGGUCCCUGAAGACCUUUCCACCACGUCUGGCGGACAGCAGAGCUCCAAGAGUGAGAGAGGAGUGGUUGUAUAUGGGGCCGAUGGCUUUAGGGAUUUUCAUGCACUAAUUCCCAAAUCUUUCUCUCCCAGUAAUGUUAAAGUAGAGGCUCAGAGUGAUGAAGAGAAUGCGCGUGCCUGUGAGCUGAAUGGGGAAGAAUGUGCGGAGGAUUUACGAGUGCUUGAUGCCGCGGGAGAGAAAAUGAAUGGCUCCCACAGUGGCCAAGGCAGCAGAGCUUUGUCGGGAGCUGGAGGCAUUCGACUUCCUAACGGCAAACUAAAGUGUGAUGUCUGUGGGAUAAUUUGCAUCGGCCCCAAUGUGCUCAUGGUCCACAAGCGAAGCCACACUGGGGAACGGCCUUUCCAGUGCAACCAGUGCGGGGCCUCGUUCACGCAGAAGGGCAACCUGCUUCGACACAUCAAGCUGCACUCCGGGGAGAAGCCCUUCAAGUGCCACCUCUGCAACUACGCGUGCCGCCGGCGGGACGCCCUCACGGGCCACCUGAGGACGCACUCCGUUGGUAAACCUCACAAAUGUGGAUAUUGUGGUCGAAGCUAUAAACAGCGCAGCUCUUUAGAGGAGCAUAAGGAGCGUUGCCACAACUACUUGCAAAGCAUGGGUCUUCCAGGCACCCUGUACCCAGUCAUUAAAGAAGAAGCUAAUCACAGUGAGAUGGCAGAAGAUCUGUGCAAGAUAGGAUCAGAGAGAUCCCUCGUGCUGGACAGACUAGCAAGUAACGUCGCCAAACGUAAGAGCUCUAUGCCUCAGAAAUUUGUUGGGGACAAGUGCCUGUCGGACAUGCCCUAUGACAGCAGCGCCAGCUACGAGAAAGAGAACGAGAUGAUGCAGACCCACGUGAUGGACCAAGCCAUCAACAACGCCAUCAGCUACCUGGGGGCAGAGUCCCUGCGCCCGCUGGUGCAGACGCCCCCGGGCAGCUCGGAGGCGGGGCCGGUCAUCAACCCCAUUUACCAGCUCCACAAGCCCCACGCGGAGGGCCCCCCGCGGUCCAACCACUCCGCCCAGGACAGCGCCGUGGAAAACCUGCUGCUGCUCUCCAAGGCCAAGUCGGUGUCCUCCGAGCGGGACGCGUCCCCGAGCAACAGCUGCCAAGACUCGACGGACACGGAGAGCAAUAACGGGGAGCAGCGGGGCCUCAUCUACCUGACCAACCACAUCAACCCGCACGCGCGCAACGGCCUGUCCAUCAAGGAGGAGCACCCAGCCUACGACGUGCUGCGGGCGGCCUCCGAGAGCUCCCAGGACGCCUUCCGCGUGAUCGGCACGAGCGGGGAGCCCAUGAAGGUGUACAAGUGCGAACCCUGCCGGGUGCUCUUCCUGGACCACGUCAUGUACACCAUCCACAUGGGCUGCCACGGCUUCCGCGACCCUUUCGAGUGCAACAUGUGCGGCUACCACAGCCAGGACCGCUACGAGUUCUCGUCCCACAUCACGCGGGGCGAGCACCGCUUCCACAUGAGCUAAGCCGGCCGAGAGAGGCACGCGGGGCCCAGGCCCUCCCCUCCUGCCAGCAGCCCGGACUGGACCAGAACCUUGUGCUUUGAUUUCUAGGUGGAUUUUCGUUUCGUUUUGUAUUUUUUUUUUAAGUCGGUUGGUUGGCUGGGGUUUGAUUUGCUUUGGAACCCGAGAUUUUUAUUGUUAGAGACAAGGUUACAUAUGGACACCCCCACCCCCGCCCCCCAAACUGCUGUUACUAGAUGUGCUCAUAGACUGUUAGCCGAAAUCCCCCUCUCCGCUUCCUAGAAUUCCCCUCCUCCAAAGAGUUGCUCAUUUUUAGAGAAUGUUUGGUAAAAAUAGGUCAGGGCAUGGGAAGGAAUGAGCUGUGCUAAGCGUCCCCUGUACCCCAUGUGACUGCCAAGGCCCCAGAUGCAGUGAGCACAGCCCUUGGUCCUCAGCCUGGCAGGUGCCCCCCGACACAGCAGGGCCAAGAAACCCAAGCCGGAGCGUCUGAUCGCGUGCAUCUAGGUCUGGAAGCCUGCAGUUUGUAAAAGAUGUGAUUGUAAGUCACAGCCUGAACAAAAAGUACAUUGUUGGAGCAAUGCUGGACUCCCCGGGCAAAGGGCACAAGGAGGGGUCGGAGGACCUGGUGGUCUCCAUCUCAGUUUCCAAACUGCUGUAGCCUUUCUGAGCCUUCUCCAGCUUUGGGCAGGUGGAAGGCGCUCCCAACUCCACACUCCCGGAGGUCCGUCUGGAGACCUCCACCCUCUGCCUUCUCACAUCUGUGCCUCUCAUACCCAGAGUCCGACACUGCUGUUUGAACAUCCAUCGUGAAGUGCUGACCUUAAUUCCUUUGAACCUCUCAAAUGGUAACAUUCCUCAGAAACCAAGGCUUUAUUCCAGAUUCCACACUCCUUCAUUCCCUGGCUGGUUCCACUGAAAGCCAGAAGCCUGUUUCCCCUCCGAGGCCCAACCUAGACCCCAUUUCAAUGAUGUCACUGGUUUGUUUGUUGGUACAUUUCUUUCCCUGCCCUCACGCUGCAUUAUUCUUGUCCUAAAAUCCAUAAAAGGAGCAUGCAGUAUGAUCAGUCGUUUUCAGAGCAAGGAACUGUGAUGAGCAAAGCCCAGGAGAUGUGGCUAACAUGCUGAACCUACUUGUUAGAAACUAAACUUUGCAAAAGUCUUAAACUCCCCUGUAAGGACAGAGCAGCCCCUAUGUGCCCACCCAUAAAUAGGAACGUCCUUUCUCACCCGGGGCUUGGAAGGUGCAGAGUGACCAUGAAACCCGCCAGCGAGGUCUGACGGGAAAGAGGCAGGUGGUUCUGGAGUUAGAACCUUCCUGAGCCAUGUUGCCGGGAGCCCCGCUGAGGUGUUUGGCCAUUCUUGUCCCCACUGGAAGGGGUAGCCCUCAAGGUUAAUCCUAUCAUUAAAGAUAAUAAUCCCAACCACCUAGGCAAGUAAGAGCGGUACAGUUUCCAAUGUUUACAUGUCUUUGCCAAAACUGAACCAAGGUGAACAUGAAAAAAAAAAAAGAAGAAGAAGAAAAAGAAAAAUUGUCUAUAAGCACCCCUGCAUGUAGUCUAAAUCUGGGUUUCUUAGUCACGGUGCCCUUGACAUUUGGGGCUGGAUCAUUGUUUGGGAUGGGGGAGCCCCCUGUGCCUUGCACAAUAUUUAGCAUCAAUCCAGGUCACUACCCAACAGAUACCAGUAACAACCAAAAAUCUCUCCAGAUGUUGACGAAUGUCCCCUGGGGAAGCAAGUCAUCCCGAGUUGAGAACCCCUGCUCCACUUAAACCAGUUGAGGGUCUGAGAACCCUUCCCAAGAGCAAGGGUACUGGAAGAAUUGUUCCCUCUGGGGGUCUAGCUCCUGACCUGUGUUCCUUUGUACUCACUGCAAAUCCUAUAAAUGAAAUAGUCCCUCUCAUUCUUCAGAAG